Umbelopsis ramanniana AG is the source of this 3488-nucleotide messenger RNA. RefSeq lists its product as uncharacterized. NCBI's taxonomy places the organism in Eukaryota, Fungi, Mucoromycota, Umbelopsidomycetes, Umbelopsidales, Umbelopsidaceae. Gene Ontology annotation, molecular function: RNA binding. The record is from RefSeq and is a predicted model, not a curated record. Bases 230 to 3427 code for a protein of 1065 amino acids. The transcript is spliced from 6 exons.
GAAUAAAAAUCAGCCUUUUUCAAUACACACUUCUUUAAUAAAAUGCCACGGCUUGAGUCCUACUUCUUUACUUCAGGUCCUUACGCCGGUCAGCAGCCGCUCCCCUAUAAGGUAGGCCGCGCCCUGACCUCCUUUGGACCUUGUUUUUCUCUCUUUGCACACUUUGUUUGAGGGCCUCCCCAGUCUUUUUUCUUUACUGCUUCUCUGAACGAACGCCGUUCUUUUCAAUAUGACGCAGGACGAGCCCGCCUUCAACCGACUUCGCAUUACCUCUCCGCCUCAGAAUGCCUCCACGUCAUUGCGAUUAACUGAUCCCACCACCCCCACCAGCUCAUUGGGCUUUCUUAAGCGAUCCAUGGAAAAUUCAAAGUCCAAAGCGUAUACGGCGUUAUCCUAUUCGUCGACGUUGGAUUCCAUGGCCGCCACGACAACCGCCGCGGCUUCCUCUUUUGCUCAGCCAAGACGAGCUCGUGCGGGGACUAUGCCGUCUCAGUCAUCCAUCUCUCCAUACGCACCUAUAGGACCUCCUCCUUCCUUCAAUGAAUCACUCUCCAACUCUUCUUCUUUCACCACCUCAUCUUUGCUGUCUGAGCAAACCUUGGCAUCGCGUCAUCGCUCAGGGUCGCUUACACUGCCCAAGCCUUCUUUAUCGUCUUCGUCUGCCUUUGGUAACCCUAUCUUUAGUACGUCUUGGUCAGAUCAUAGUAGAGCUUUAGCCUAUGGAAAUGCCCCUUUGACCCCUACUACCGAUCAAAUGUUACGUGAAGAUAAUUCCGAUUCCAUAGUCCGAACUCUCAUGUCAUUGGGGUUGGACGAUGACGAUCGUAAAAAUACCUCUGCAACGCAAGUUGAGCUAUCUUCGCAGGCGAACUCCAGCUCAACCACCAACCAUGACCUAAGGUUACCUGUGGAGCUACCUCCUAAGCCCAUCAUGAAUAGCAAUCGCUAUCGCUCUUAUUCGGUCAAUGCUACCGAUAAGUACGAAGAUCCUCUACUACAAGAUUCCGUUCAUCUUAUGUCGGAACAUACCGUGCAGUAUUUCCCUACUUCACAAAACAGAACCAGAGCCGUGAGCUUGGGAAUGGCCGAUUUUGCUGCCAAUGAUGCUUACCUUUCCCGCCAGCAGGCUUCCACUCUACGCCAUGACGCUUUGACGUUGGACGAGGAAGACCUCGAGGAUUUUCAAGGCAAUAGCAACCUUCAAAUUUCACUUGGGGAUGCUGAUUUGUUGAGUCGUAUGAUGAAUAAUGGCCAAGAUACGGCUUCGGAAACUGAGGAGAAUUACACCUAUGGUUCCAGCUAUGGAUCUCAGUUACUGCCAUCCCAAGCUCAAGCCAAUGCCCAAACCCCUACACGAUCACUUUGGAUUGGUAAUAUCGAUUCUUCCAUCUCCGAGGAGGACUUGCAGCGACUCUUCUCUCCGUUCGGUCCUAUUGAAAGCUUAAGGCUUUUGGUUGACAAAGAGUGUGCCUUUAUCAACUUUUCUAAUGUGGAAGACGCUGUUCGUGCCAAAGAUGAGGUUUUGGGCAGAUUGAAUGGCCGUGUGGGUCAAUGUGUGGUGCGAGUCGGCUUUGGAAAAAUCGAAGCAGGCAUUGCUGACCCUAGCGUACUUCAACCCACCAGAGCAUUAUGGAUUGGAAGUCUCCCUCCCAAUACCACAUCAGCCAAACUACAUAGUUUGUUUAGCCCAUUCGGUAACAUCGAAUCGGCGCGUGUUCUCACUCACAAGAAUUGUGGGUUCAUCAACUUUGAUACCGUAGAAAGCGCUAUGGCUGCCAAGAAGGCUUUGCAGCACAAGGAAGUCUUGGGCUCCGGCACAGGCGCUGUCCGCAUUGGCUUUGCCAAAGCUACCACGCAGAAAGCCAUGGAAGAGGCAUCAUCUGUCUCCCCUCCCGGUGGCCAAGCCUCGGUUGCUUCGUCGUCCAAGCAAGAGCGAACCAUAGAUACUGUUAGAGAAAACCCUGAAUCUGGUUCCCAUGCCAAGUCUUCCUCACCGGAAACAAUGGAGCCUUCCAACCUGUCUAAAAUCAUGGCUAUCAUGACUGAGUUUGGCAUGGAUUCAGAUGAUGGUCCCGUUUUCAAAAUAGAAAAUCGAACUGUAUGCAAAUAUCGUACCUCUAUACCACCUAUUACCGAAGCCAACCCCAGUCGAAAGCUGGAUGCUCCUAGACUACGCGAGCUUCGAAAGAAGUUGGAUAAUUCUCAUACCAGUGCAAAGGAGGUGCAAGCUAUCGCUGAGGAAUGUAUGGAUGACAUUGUUGAAUUAAGCAGUGACUACAUCGGUAAUACCAUUGUACAAAAACUUUUCGAACGUUGCUCAGAGGCCACCAAGGUUGAGAUGUUGAAACCCAUUGCCCCUCAUUUGGCUACUAUCGGCGUCCAUAAAAAUGGAACGUGGGCGGCACAGAAAAUCAUUGACACGGCCAGUACGGACGAACAAAUGCAGAUCAUCUGUGGACAUAUCCAACCUUUUGUACCGCCUUUGAUGUUGGACCAGUUUGGCAAUUAUGUGGUUCAAUGCUGCUUGCGGCUUGGUCCCAUCCAUAAUCAAUUCAUUUUUGAUGCUAUUGUCGAUAAGACUCGAGAGAUUGCUCAAGGGCGAUUUGGAGCCAGAGCGAUUCGGGCUAGUCUCGAAAGCGCUCAUAUCUCUAUGCGUCAAAAGAAAUAUGCAGCUUCUGCCAUUGUGGCCAAUGCUUUCUCUCUGGGAGGGAACCCCAAUGGGGCUCUAUUGAUGACGUGGUUGCUGGAUACGUCGGGCUUGCCCAGACGCUAUAACAUUCUUGCUCCUCGCAUUGCUCCGUACAUGAGUGCCAUGUGCACGAGUAAACUGUCAUCGGCUGCCGUCCUAAAGGUGAUCAACCAGCGGCAAGAAAUUGAAGCUCAGCUUGUGCUCCUCAAUACGCUUGCCAAUGAUGAUCAUGAUCAAGUGCUUCGAGAUAUAUUAGCAGAUUCAAGCUUAGGCAUGAACAUGAUUCACAAGAUUUUGAGCAGUACUACGGUGGAGAGCAAGCCAAAACGAUAUCUAGCGGAGAAAGUCAAGCAGAUUUUGGCGCUGCAGACACCCCCCACAUCGAAUGGUGGACAAGCGUAUAAACGACUGUGGGAUGAAGUGGAUAACCUUUUGAAUGAGAACACAUCGCCUCGGUAUAGUCCAACCAAUAACCGCAACUACACAACAGACUCGCCGAUCGUGGCACCAAGUGGACCGCCACCACAACAGUAUAUAAAUGCAGCCGCCUAUGGAUCUCCGCCGUACCCACCGUCCACGCCAUCGAUUCCUCUCUAUUCUUACCCUAUGGCCAACAACGUGUACCCCCCUGGCAUGCAAGUGAUGCCUCCAUAUGGCUAUUACCCAGGCAUGGCACAACAUCAUCUUGUCCACGGACGAUCCGAUGGCAUGUACGACGAAAGCGGCGGUGGUCCAUAGAGUAGAAAUCCAAAAGGAUCCAAAGAUUUAUCUUGAUCUUUCCAACGACAGAGAGGGGCCA